Anguilla rostrata (American eel) is the source of this 1448-nucleotide messenger RNA. Its product is annotated as alpha-1-antitrypsin-like. The transcript is spliced from 5 exons. Gene Ontology annotation, biological process: negative regulation of endopeptidase activity. The coding region runs from base 95 to 1423 and encodes 442 amino acids. The record is from RefSeq and is a predicted model, not a curated record. Lineage: Eukaryota; Metazoa; Chordata; Actinopteri; Anguilliformes; Anguillidae. Gene Ontology annotation, molecular function: serine-type endopeptidase inhibitor activity.
ACAUUUAGUUCAAAGUCUGAUGCCUGAUAAAAUUGGACAUCGUAUAUAAAUUCUGUCAUGAGGACAGAGACAGUGCUUAUAGCCAGAGUGAGUUAUGAAGAUGAGGGCGCUCCUGCACUUGUGUGUUGUACUGGCUGUGCUUUUGUCCAUCGUGCAAUGUGACCAUGGUCAUGAUCACAGUCAUGGGCACGGUCAUGGUCAUGGUCAUGGUCAUGGUCAUGAUCACAGUCAUGGGCACAGUCAUGGACAUGGGCACUCACAUUCCCAUGGGAAAGGGCAUGAUCACCAUACCAACGGAAGCCUGAAGAUAUACCAGGAGAACCUCGACUUUGCUUUCCGUCUGUACAAGCACAUCUCCGCCCAGCCCGAUUCUCAGUCCAAGAACGUCUUCUUCUCCCCACUGAGCGUGUCCGUGGCCCUGGCCGCUCUGUCCUUGGGGGCCAGAGGGAAGACGCACCAGCAGCUCUUUGAAGGUCUGGGCUUCAACAGCACAGACAUCACUGCAGAGGAAGUGAACCAGGCCUUCCAACACAUCCAUCAUGACCUCAAUGAGAAAUCAGAUGUAGACCUCUCGCUCGGGAAUGCACUCUUCAUUGGACAAGAUUUCAAGCCACGCCCUGAGUUCCUGGAGAGCAUGAAACUCUAUUAUCAGUCAGAGGGUUUCAGCACCGACUUCAGCAAUACGGAACAGGCCAAGGAGCAGAUCAAUAAGUAUGUGGACGAAAAGACCAAGGGUAAAAUUACACAGCUGGUUGAGGAAGUGGAUCCCCGAACAGUAAUGUAUCUUAUCAACUACAUAUAUUUCAAAGGUAAAUGGGAGAUUCCUUUCGAUCCCAAAGAAACCAAGGAAAACAAAUUUCAUGUUGAUGAUAAUACAACCGUUCUAGUUCAAAUGAUGUAUGAAGAGAACGAUUUUCACGUUUUUCACGAUGAAGAGAUCUCCACUCAUGUUCUCCAGCUGCAUUAUAAUGAGUCUGUCUCAAUGAUGCUGGUCCUUCCGGAGAAAGGAUUGGAGGGUCUGGAGGAAGUGGUCUGCAAAAACCAUUUGAGGAAAUGGAUCAGAUCUGUGAAGAAGAGGAAGUACAUGGUGCAUGUUCCAAAAGUGUCCCUGAAAACCUCAUAUCAGUUGAAAGACAUCCUACCUGGAAUGGGAAUCACUGACAUAUUUGAGGAUACUGCAGACCUCAGUGAAAUAUCAGAGGAUGGGAAAUUGGUUGUAUCUAAGGUUAUUCACAAGGCUACGCUGGACGUGGAUGAGGCUGGAGCAACAGCGGCCGCGGCAACGGGAAUCGAAAUUAUGCUAGAUUCAAUUAUUUUCACCCCUGUUUUGAAAUUUAAUCAUCCUUUCAUGGUUUUCGUGCUCAAUCGUGAAACCAGAAGUAUACUGUUCAUGGGGAAAAUUGUGAACCCAGCAGAAAAAUAAAAUGAUUGUAUUAUGAACUGUUCAA